This is a messenger RNA of Betta splendens (Siamese fighting fish), 1131 nucleotides long. RefSeq names its product iodotyrosine deiodinase (gene iyd). Lineage: Eukaryota; Metazoa; Chordata; Actinopteri; Anabantiformes; Osphronemidae. The transcript has 5 exons. The record is from RefSeq and is a predicted model, not a curated record. Gene Ontology annotation, molecular function: oxidoreductase activity. Bases 181 to 1062 code for a protein of 293 amino acids.
ACUGGGAUGAAGGCCUGGUUACAUAUCUAGUCUACAAAUGCUAUGUUGCUGCUUCCAUGUUAUGAAGCAACUGCAGGCAGUCACAGAGGGAGGGGGCAGUCCUCACAAACACGCCCCCACAGACCCACCCCACACAGACACAGCGUUUCAUAACAGCCUGAAUCUGUGCGCUCGCCGGUCAUGGCCCUGAUGUCCGUCCUCACGCCCGCUCUGGCCGCGGUCCUGUGCCUGGUGAUCGGCUUCAUCCUGCUGAAGUCUCGAGAACCGGAGACCCAGACGAGCUCCACAAAGGCGCCCGGGAAGGACUUUAGGCCGUGGGUGGACCAGGACUUACAAGACGACACCGAGACCACAGCAAGGGAAGACGAGGACGAUGGCUGGGUGGACAGCGGCGAGGAGGAUCUUCCACAUGUGCCGUACACGCCACGGCGUUACCCACAGGAGACAAUGCUGCAGAGAUCCCACGAGUUCUACGCUCUGAUGAACCAGCGGAGGUCGGUGCGGUUCCUCAGCCCAGAGCCAGUUCCGCGGGAAGUCAUCGAGAACGUCAUCCGCACCGCAGGCACAGCCCCCAGUGGAGCACACACAGAGCCGUGGACGUUUGUCCUGGUGUCUGAUACAGAGACAAAACACCAAAUCAGACUGAUAGUGGAGGAGGAGGAGGAGGUUAACUACCGUCAGAGGAUGGGAGACAAGUGGGUCCAUGAUUUAGCCAAAUUAAGGACAAACUGGAUUAAGGAGUACUUGGAUGUGGCACCGUACUUGGUCCUCAUCUUCAAACAGACCCACGGGCUUCUAUCGAAUGGCAAGAAAAAGACCCACUACUACAAUGAAAUCAGUGUCUCCAUCGCGUGUGGGAUCCUGCUGGCUGCCUUACAGAACGCAGGUCUUGUUACCGUGACGACGACGCCCCUUAACUGUGGACCUCAGCUCAGGCUGCUCCUCAAACGGCCGGUUAACGAGAAGCUGCUGAUGCUGCUUCCUGUGGGCUACCCCGCCUCUGACGCCACCGUGCCCGACCUGAAACGCAAGCCCCUGGACGACAUCAUGGUGCACAUAUGAGAGCACUGAUCCACAGAGGAAACACGCGUGUGCAUAUGAAACAUAAAAGAAUAAAGACAUACUGCAUGA